Messenger RNA from Anopheles coustani, 1129 nucleotides. Its product is annotated as odorant receptor 82a-like. The transcript is spliced from 4 exons. Gene Ontology annotation, biological process: sensory perception of smell; detection of chemical stimulus involved in sensory perception of smell. Gene Ontology annotation, cellular component: plasma membrane. The record is from RefSeq and is a predicted model, not a curated record. Lineage: Eukaryota; Metazoa; Arthropoda; Insecta; Diptera; Culicidae. Gene Ontology annotation, molecular function: odorant binding; olfactory receptor activity. The coding region runs from base 1 to 1122 and encodes 373 amino acids.
AUGCUACCCGACGGCAGCGUUGACUUUUUCCGCGUCCAAUCCAUCUGCCUCGCAGCCAUCGGCAUUUCCCGGAAUGAGACGCGCCUCGACCGGGUCCUGUUCGGGUUCAGCUUUUUCUCCGUGCUGUUCAUGAAGCUGGGCACGGUCCUGUUCGCAGCGAGCCACAUCGAAGAAAUAAUGCUGCUGUGCGACUGUCUGGGGCCAACGUUCACCGCCUACCUGGGCCUGGUGCGCCAGUACAACCUGCGGCGUCAUCGAAGCGAGCUGUGGGCCAUCGUGGACGAAUUUUCCGCCCUUAAGUGCUCGCUAGCCCCGGCCGAAGAGCGCAUCGUGCAGCGGUACAACCGGUUCGACCGGUUCCUGGCGUGGGCCUACCUGAUUUCGGCCAUGUCCACCGGAGUGCUGUUCGUCUGUGCCGCCCUCGUCCGGGUCGCCGUCUCCGAGCGCUCGGAAUGGAAGCUUCCGCUGCUGAUGGCCUUCCCGUUCGAUACGACCCACCCGGUGACCUUCACGGUGCUGUUCGUGUGGUGCAGCAUCGCCAUCGUCUGGGUGGUGCUGGACUGCGUGGCUUGCGAUGCCACGUUCGGGACGUUCUCCUCCUGUCUGGUGGCGCACUUUGUCAUCACCCAGCGUCGCUUCGAGCGGAUCCGUUUCGACGACGCACCACACGCGCCCCUGGGGGCGCUCAUCGAGUACCACAAGCACAUACUGAACAUCGCCGACCGGGUGAUUGACGCGUACCGGAAUGUCAUCCUCAACCAGCUGCUCAUCUCCUCCGUGCUGUUGUGCAUGCUCGGCUUCCAGCUCGUCCUCUCGGCCGGCUCGGGCUUGGUGAUCGUCUACGUGGCGUACGGGACCGCCAUCGUCAUUCAGGUGACCUACUACUGUUACUACGGCUCGCAGCUUUACCACGAGAGCACUCAGGUGCACGACGCCGUUUUCCAAAGCAACUGGUACGAGGCGGACGUGCGCACCCAAAAGCUGCUGAUAAACUGCAUGAUGCGAGCCCGGAAGGCGGUGAACGCCCAGUCCGGAUUUGUCCAGGCGUCCCUGCCGACGCUGAGGGCGAUUCUCAACUCCGCCGGUUCGUAUGUGGCCCUGUUAAUGUCCUUGACGGAGUAACACAAAC